UAGAGAAAUGAUGAAGCCACCCUCAACACACAUGAAGAUGUAAUUUUGAUUCACUUACGCAAACUCUAGGAUAUGUGGUAAUUAUGGUYCAAUUUGCCACUUGCUAUUCAAGGAGUAUUUGACCAGCCAAUGAACCCUUCAGCAAGUCAGCCAAUCUAUUCUUAACCGCUCGCUGUAGGCUUUAGAUGCCUACUAGUCAUUUGUGGUCGUUAUCUACAGAAUAAGUUUGUAAUAAGAGUGUCAACAUAAAUAUCCAAAGACUCACUUAUUUCUAGUAUAAAUAAAGCGAUGUAUCGGACUGGGGUCGAAUGUCUCACUCCUCUUCCAGCGCCAUGGAUUGCCUGAGCUACCAACUUGUGUUUUGCGUUAUUUUAUUAAACGCUGAGAUUUUAAUAGCAAUGACGAAAGAYAAAUCAAAGGAGCCAGUAAUUUUGGUAUCGUUUGAUGGUCUUGGAUGGAAAGCACUGGAAAGCAACCUCACAAAGACGCCCAAUUUUGACUUCAUUGCGAAAAGCGGAGUCAAAGCGAAAAACCUCAUAGGUGUUCAYCCAGUUAAGUCGUUUCCAAUUCAUACAACAUUUCUUACUGGUCUAUACCCCGAAAGCCAUGGAAUUGUUGACAACAAGUUCUGGGAUCCGAAAUAUCUAUCGAAGUUUAUCAUGGAGCACGACUGUUCUAAUUUCGACCCUAAGUACUACAACGAGUCGGAGCCAAUUUGGAAGACGCUUGAACAGCGUGGUAGACGAACAGGGGCAUAUUUUUGGCCUGGAAGUACAAGUUACGGACAAAACCCAACGUUUUACGCGCAAGAAUUCUGUAACAUUGAUUGCGAAARAUACACUGCCCCAAUGAUGAUGGARUAUCUGAGACUCUAUUUUAGGGUACAUUGUUUUUUUAACUGGGCUAAAUCUUAUCAGAGGAGAAUUGAUACCAUCGUGGACGAAUGGCUUAUGUCUGAGGAUCCGCCUGAAUUGGUUCUCCUGUACAUCGAGGAACCUGAUGUAUUGGGCCAYAAAAAAGGCCCMAACAGUAAAGAAUACCUCAAAAAAAUCGAGUCCCUCGAUAAAGAUGUGUUGGGGUAUCUCUUACAACGGUUAAAAGAUCGCAAACUUAUCGAAAGCACUAAUGUUAUCGUAGUAUCAGAUCAUGGAAUGGUCGAGACUACAAACAAGCGUCAAAUUCGACUCCAUGAUUAYAUAASUCCAGACGACUACUUCAAUAACAUUGCGGCACGAGAACACAUUUGGCCAAAACCGAAMAAAUUUGAAGAAGUGUAUAGAAAAUUAAAAGCGGCCAAAAAUCCUCACUUUAAAGUUUACAAAAAACAAGAUAUUCCUGAGAAACUCCAUUUUAAGAAYCAUCGUCGAAUUCCACCAAUUUAUUUAGUUAUUGAUGAAGGCUGGCUCAUGCGACCAGACUGGAACGCGCUGGCRGAAGGGGAAUGGACYGAGGGGACCCACGGCUGGCCGCCGACGGAGAAUUCCGCGGGAAUAUUCUACGCAAGAGGUCCGGCRUUUAAAAGAGACUACAGUUCGCCGAAGUCCGCACACGCCAUUGAUAUCUACUCGUUGCUGUGUUAUCUUUUAGAUGAGGASCCUUUACCGAACAAUGGAACUAUAUACCACAUGGCUGAAUUUUUACGUGGCAAYGAGACGUAYAAUUUCAGCAAGCUAUGGCCRUAUGAAGUAAGUAUACGAAACCAGAUUAAAAAAAUACAUGACCAUGAGGAAAUAAUUCGUCCCGAAAGCMCUAAAAGUAAAGCGCCUGACGAGCGAGAACCAAUUGGAAAAUCAUCUUCUCAGGCUUUAGCAACUCGGGGGCCAACUCGAGGGCUUGCUGUGCUACCCUAUUUACCACACAAGGCAUCAAUAUCCCAUACAUUUAAGCCGCAUUUGAGCCAGCCUUUAAGCAUAACUAAUAGUCACGUAGGGGAAUAUUCACAAGGCUUGAGAUCRCAUAGAAUAAAGGAUUCCUUUGCAGUUUCGCAUUCCAUAGAGAAAACAAGAACCGCAUCAAGAAAAGUAGCACAGUCGACGCGACUAUCGUGGGAGAAACCAAGAUCUCGUAGUUUUUUCUUGACAUUGGUUGCACCAACGAUGACAAUAACAGGGGUUGAUGCAACAACAACUUCAUCAAAAGCAACGUCAUCGAAAACAACAACUUUAGCUAACAAUAAGGCAGCAAUUACAAUAACAACAACAACAACAAACGCAGGAACUGCCCCAAAGAAAACAAAGAAUUUACAGCGCAGCUUUUCAAUAAUUAAAUUGACGUCGAUGUCAGGUGUGAAACAAAAAACACAAACGACGAAAAAUGCAAAAAUUGCUCCCAGAAUAACAACAACAACGACUAUAACAACAAGAACGACAACAACAACAACGACAACAACAACAGCAGAAUUAUUCAAACUUACAAAAGUGCAUAUCACUAAACCAAAMGGACUAAAAACAACAGAAAAAUCCGCGAAGACAGCAAGCUCUUUUGAUGGUUUAAAGCAUGGAACACAAGUUUUCCCGAGUGCUACAACGCUGAUACCAUCACCUAAGCUAUCGUUAGCGAAUGGUUUAACAACGUUACCAAUUACGUUACUUAAUACACCCAUACUGAUAACGACUGAAGACGCAACGAGACAGAAACACAGACGUAAAAAAUAUAACACAAACCGGCAACGUGAAUUGAUAAAAACGCUACAAAACAAAGUACGUAUUACGCCGACUCUAAAAACGACAAAGCACGCUAAGACACAAAAACACAGGCAAGAAAAACACGACAUUAACCGUGAAAUGACAAAAACAAAUGAAGAAACAGCGACUGUAACUGUGACUGCAACUGUCACUGUCACUGUUGAGUUGUUUACGACAUUAAAUGUUGAAAAUGUCCCAUCUGCGGUUAACCGACAAUACGAAACCGACCAUCAUCGUUAUGAUAAGAGUAAAUCUGUUGAAAAUGUCCCAUCUGCGGUAAACCGACCAUACGAAACCGACCAUCAUCGUUAUGAUAUGAGUAAAUCAGUAGCCCCAACGCACAAACCUGUAAGAACUUUCAAUACGGUAUUUACAUCACCGGCGACAAARGUCCCUAUUGAAACUAGAGUUUCUUUACAAAGAGCCAAGCACACUAAGGCGGGGUUAACGCUAGCGGGUUACACAUCACAUCCGGCAUCAGAAUAUUCACCCAACAAAAGUACUUCAGACAAAGGUGACGCGAUUUUGACAAGGAAGCAAAUACAAGCACUGAAGGAAAUAUUCACAAAGGUAUCGAAAAGGAAAAAAAUUAUUUUAGAGACAAUAUUGAGUCCAUUUACUAUAACURCGGUCCAGUCAUCUUCAGAGUUCGAAUUAUCGGGGUUCGUUYUAUAAAAGGUUCGAUAUCGAAAGAAAGAAUUAUCAAGAGCAAUGRCAMUAUCUACAAAGCAUGGAAAUACUCCGGAAAAAUUUUCGGAAAGAGAAUUUCGUAAUGCAUCUUCAGGGAGCCU
Exaiptasia diaphana is the source of this 3475-nucleotide messenger RNA. RefSeq lists its product as uncharacterized. The record is from RefSeq and is a predicted model, not a curated record. The transcript has a single exon. The coding region runs from base 309 to 3359 and encodes 1016 amino acids. NCBI's taxonomy places the organism in Eukaryota, Metazoa, Cnidaria, Anthozoa, Actiniaria, Aiptasiidae.